Molecule: messenger RNA, 12997 nt
Organism: Paramuricea clavata
Lineage: Eukaryota; Metazoa; Cnidaria; Anthozoa; Malacalcyonacea; Plexauridae
Source: the annotation of a GenBank genome assembly
CCGGAAUGCAAAAAUUCUUUCUUCUUCAGUGUUUUGAUAGUCUGUCAGAGUAGAAAAGUCUAGUGUUGGUUUGGCAAGAAAUUGCCGCAAGAAAUCACCACAAUGCCUGUCCAAAAUGACACGGCAGAGCCAAAUAAAGGCUUAACUGGUGCGGUGUGUACUUUAUGUGAGGAUGGCUUUGCUGCCGAGGAAAGAAUGGUGAAUUCAAAUGGACAAAUUUUACAUGAAAGGUGUUUCAUGUAAGUAUGGCACUCUCGUUAACCAAAUCUGUCGUUUGGUAUUACUACUUUUGCUGAGGAAUCUUAGUUCAAUUAAUGUUACUUGACGUAAAAUAUCUAUUAUCUUCGCGAGAAAACGUCCUUACGUUGUAAACGUCUUUCUGUUUGCCCAAAACAUCAAAAUAUUCAUUUUACACAACUGCUGUGAAUUGCCAGGGAGAUUUCAGUUGACAUUUGUACAAGAUGUAGCAAUGAAUGAAUAUUAGUUAAAUUUUGCAGCUAAGCAUCAUUAGGUGAUAUCACCAACUGCCAAUAAUCACCACUAAUAUUCAACCAAGUCGAAAAUCCACUGACAGAUUGUAAAUACUGUCUUGUAAACAUGUACAUACUCAAGAUAAUUGUCAUGGUAUAUAAUUUACCCAACCCUAGCUAACCAAUUAUUUUGCGUAUUCUUAUCAUACUCGGGACAACACCAGACAAAUUUAUUUGUCAAGGACAAAGUGGUUGGCUUCAUGUCACUCCAAAUUAGACUUUAAAUAGUUUCCCGUUCGGUUGGCCAUUUCCGUGCAUUAUCCAUUAUGGUGCCGAGAAAUAGAUAUUAAAGCGUUUGGAAUAUCUAUUCAGCCACGUGUUUUUUUUAUCUUAUUAUCUUUCACGUUGAAAAAUCAAAACUUGUUACAGAAGUAUCUAGGUCAGCGGUUACCAACUUACCGUAUGACAGUAAAAACAAAGAAAAACAACAAUUCAUGCUCUUUCAUAAAAGUUUCAACAAUUUUAUUUCAAAUUUUACAUAUUUACAAUGAAAACUGUGGAUUUUCAUUAUUCUCAGUCAUAAACUAAGGUCAAAUAAUGGAAAGUAGGAGAUGCAGAUGGUGGAUGGGAAGUCUAAUUUGGAGUGUCCUUAAUACUGUAGGUCAACCAUUACAGUGGAUUCUGGUUGCCUGUAUAAUGUAUUGCAACAUUUUUAUAUAUAACAUCCUUAUUAAUUAACCUCUUAUAAUGCUGCUGUUCAGUUAGAUUAUUUUACAAAUAGUACUUUACAAUACAGAAUUUUAGUUUUUAACCUUUUAAUUUUUGGUUUAGUUAGACUUCAAAGGGAGGGGAAAGUGUGCCAAUGCCCUUUUCAUUGGUAAAAUUGGGGUGUCAAAUCGCACACCCAAGGAACUUGGCCAAGGAAUGCCAAGUGCUGCAUGCAAUAAAAUGUUUACCUUCUUUAACCCAUUGAGUGGCAGCACUCUCUCCCUGGUGAGUAAAAUUAUCAGGCAAAGUAGGUCGCAUCUGGGUGCAUUGCCAGGGUUAAAUGACUAUUUUUGCACAACUUUGAAGUCAUAUGACUGCUACUGAAUAGCCUAUGAAUAGUCAUAUGACUGCUACUGGCACAUAUGACUGCUACUGAAUAGCCCGCGUGCAGGCCCAAGGGAAGAAUAGUGGGCCUGCAAGCAAGACCCGGUAUUUUGUAAAAUGCCCCUUUUCAUAACACGCCCCAUUCACACGUCAAUUGUCAAAAAAGAACCAAUGAUAGCAACUCAAAUAUUAACAACAAACUCGCAUUAAAAUGUUGCGGGGUUUUCUCUGCUUAUUCAGAACAGAAACAAUGUGUAAAUGGCUGCGCGUUUAAACUCAAAAAAAGCAAGCAAUGCAGUCAGUAAUUGCCAAAUUUGCAAGUGCUCAUUUUUAACUAAAAUCAGAACAGGCAAAUUAGGACGAAUUUCAACAGAAAACCAGUCUCAAACUUCAAAUCGUGAGGGAAGUCGUGCGACCACAUUAGCAUUAAUGUGUGCUUCGUUGUUGCCAUUGUUAAUAUAAAUAAAUUGUCUCACUUAUCAGAUCAUGUGUGCAAUUCUUGUUGGCAGCGGAAAGCACUAAAUUUAUUUCAGUUAUCUCAUUUGGUAAAGAACUCUACAAAAGAACAGAGCGUUCAGAGCGUCCAGAUCGUUUCAUUUCAAACGGCAAUUACCGUAUUCUGUUUCGCUCUCUCAGCGAAGCCCUGCAAAUCGCAAAGUGUUUCGAAUAGGCUUACAUGCAACUGCCUCUCAAUCUUCACCGCAAAAAGCGCUGUUUUCUUCAGUGCAAGAACAGAGUCAACAUCAACCAAAAGGUAAUUUUCUUGAGGAACAUAUAUAACGUAUCAAGUCUGUUUGAAAUUAAUGAAACUCAAGUAAAGGUUACUACAGUUUACCCAGUGAGUUUACCCCAGUCGUAAAAACUAAUGUUGCUAUUCCAACACUUCACGACAAGCAAUCCCCAUUCAUUUGGCAUAACGGCAAAAACAUCUAUUCCUUCAAGUAAACAAUGAACAGUCUGUUCUUGUUCCAUUUUUAAUUGAAAAAAGUGAUCAAUUUUCGAAUUUUAAGCUUAUCGAGAGCCUUUGUGAUGAAUCACUGAUCUAAUUAUAGAAUCCAACAGCAAACAGCCAAUCAGAAUGCUGCGUUCGUGGGCGAACGCGGAAAGUACAAAAUACCGGGCCUUGCUUGCAGGCCCACUAUCAGUUCCCUUGGGUCUGCACGUGGGCUAGCUACUGAAUUGCAGUUUUGGCAUAGCUUGUAUUAAUCUUAGACUCGCUUACAGUUAUAGCCUGUCAAAAUUGAGAAUUUUUCAUCUAAUGGUACCCACUCCUGGUUCCCUGCCCCUGUAACCAGGGGUUGAAAUAGGCAGGCGCCAGGUCGCAAAUUGCAACCAAAAUUUUCUUCUGGCAACCAGAUAUUUUUCUGUGUUGGUGUGUUGGUGUAAAAUUUUCUUCUGGCAACCAGAUAUUUGCCAUUCAAUUGAUAGCUGUCAUGGUAACUGAGAAAAGAAUUAACUUAAUAAAGUACUGUAACUCUCAAAAGUCUUUUUUUAGGCCUAAUGCCAGACGAUUUUACUCAUCAAGAGGAGAGCAUAUGCUGGUGCUUAAUGAGUUUACAUGUUGCAUUGGGCCCUACUUUAUUAUUUUACUCUGUCUAAUGCCAGAUUAUUUUACUCUGUCUUAAUGCUAGAGAAUUUCACUUGGGUGCGCGAUGGUGCUUUAUGUCUUUAUGGGUUAAACAACUGUUUCUUUUGUUAUCUACUGUAUAUACAAUGAAAAUACGUCAUAUACAUAUUGACAUAGGGCGACCUUCAUACUAAAUUUGGCAACCACAUCUUAUUGCUAGCCACUUGGCCUUACGCGACUAAAAGUAUUAAAAAUUGCAACCCCUACCCUAGCUAACUUUCUUCCAAUCACAUGUUUCUACUUUGUAUAAUGGGUCUAAUUUUAACAAAUUUUUAGUUGUGUACAAUGUUUUCAAACAUUUCCUGAUGGACUGUUCUAUGAGGUAAAGUGUUUUCAAAUUCUGUAUUUUAAUCUGCACCAUUAUUACUGUACCUAGUAUUGCAUGUUUUUAUACUGUAUAAAAAAAGGUUAUAGUGUAACUUUAAUUGGCUGUUACAUGUAUAUGAUUAACAAUUAUACAGGGCUCAAAAUAAUGGGAGAUAGGUCUCCAGUCAAAAUGACCGGUCAACUUGAUUUUAGCUUGGUUAAACUCUGUUUUUGACAAGUCAUUGAUAUGCUUACACUAACAGUGUAACAAACUAUUAAAAACUUGUUUCGAUACAUCAUAGUUUGAUGUUUUAAUUCAAGACGUCAGAAAUCACGUAGGAAGGCAUGAAAAUGUGGCCAGUUAAAAUGACCGGUGAGGUAAAAAAGUGACCGGUCAAGAGGCAUUUUUGGCCGGCCAUUGUCCAUUGCCAUUAUUUUGAACCCUGAUUAUACAUUCAGUAAUUUUACUCAAUAGAUAUAGUAUAAUUACACCAACACAGAAAAAAAAUCAUGAUUUAUUUAUUAGAUUACCGUGAUAUCGAAGGAACUAGAUUCUGUUCCGAAAUAUCACAUACUCGAACCGACCUGACCGCGUAGCUCAGUUGGCAGAGCAUUGGGCUAGUAUUCCAAAGGUCGUAGGUUCGAAUCCCACCGUGGCCGGGCAUAUUUUUCAAGCUCGCCCGGUGUUGAUAUACACUCAGAGUAACAUCAAUCACAAGCAUCAUAUUCACCUGAGUACAUUGCACCAACACAGAAAAAAAUCAGACAUAGUAUUGAAGAAUGCCUCUACACGCUGUUAGACAAAACUUUGUAGCUUUCUUCGUGCUUGGCAAAACAGCAUUUAUUUAUAAUGUCAGUGUAAGAUUUAGAAAUCAGAUUUUACACAUGUUUAGUCUUUUUAUCAUGUACAUAUACUGUACUGUAUAUACUCUACUCUACUGUACAGCUUUCUAGUCAUUGACUGAUUGAGCAAGCAAUCGGAAAUGAUCGACGUUACGGAUUUUAUAAAGACGUCAUAAUAUCAGUCGACCGAGUAAGGUGACGUCGUUCAUCUCGAUUUUUUAACGAUAAUUUCCAACGUAACAUGUUACUGCAAUGAUAAAUGACACGCUUCACGCAUUAAUUUAACAUAUUGCUUUAAAAUACAACGUGUAUCAACGUAUGCAUAUAGUUUUUAAAGUGCGUAUUUUCUCAACAAUCGGUUUUAGACAAUGGGAAAUAUAGAUCAUUCUACCGAUUCCGAAUGUUUAUCGAUAAGGCAAAAAUCGGCCCGAUUCCGAUUAUCGGUCAAUCCCUACAGAUUUCAAUUAGUCAUGUUUGUUUUCGACCUGCGCUUUUUGGUAAAACUGUAUUUAGACGUUUCUGGUUGCACUUGUAUCAUUGGAAAGGUAAAGAUCUUUCGUACAGUGGCUUUUCUACAUGUUUCAACACAAUUCUUCUUUAUGUUACUAAGGGCUAGUAACGAAUAAUGAUGUGCAUUCAGCCACUCACCAUAUUUUAUGUUAAAACACGAGUCACGACUGUCUCUACUUUUGAGUAUGUGUUUGAUAUUUUAAUUUUCAGUUUGAUGGCCGCAGAUAUUGUGAACAUGAUUUUCAAACAUUGUUCGCUCCUUGCUGCAAAGAAUGUGGUAUGUAUUACAUUAUGUAUUGCGAAUCUUUUGUUUCAGUGAUGUACUACAGUAUUAGAAGUUUGUUAGCUACUGUAGUACUGUAUAUAUGUGAAUGUUUGCUCUUAAAAAGCGGUCUUACUGCCUUAAACUUAAGUAUAGUAUGCCCACCUUAUUUAUGGACUAAGUCACAUUACAUUAUAGUUCACAGUUCACUGCCCAUUGGGGCUUUUCAGUGACCGAUUACAUCAAUUAGUACGCUUACAUUUGUUACUUACUUAGCUUAGACUAUUUAUCUUUACAACCAUUGUGAUAUAAAAUAUUACUUUCUUAACUGUGUUUAUCCUAACGCACUCUGUCGACUUCCCUUGUUGGAAACCAGAGCGCCCGGAGAAAACCCACUACUUUCGGCAGAGCGUUGACAGACUCUUUUCACAUGAUUCCAUAGCAAGAAUCAAACCCACGAUCUCAGAGGUGAAAGGCGCUUGUUCUGACGACUGCUCCACCGAAGCCCCCUCACUCUAUUCACUUCCGUAAUUGUUCCGAUUGUUCUUAGGCCAAAAAAAAUAUGUGGGUUUCCGGUUUCCCGACCCUACCUAGCUUUUGGACGUCGAAAUCCCGACCCUAAACCUUUUUAUUGGAUCAUGCUUGUAAGUGUUUCCACUUAGAGGAAGUUUGUGGAAAAUUGAAAUUUGAGGCAAUAUUGGGGAAAUUUAUCUUUGGAUGUGGAAGCACUGACUAAACAAAAUGGCGUCCGCUUGUUCGGAAAAUUAACUGGAAAAAAGAAGUUUAAAAAGAAGUUAAAACCGACCUACCCUACCUAAGUUUUUAUAAGAAGAAACCGGAAACCCACAUAUUUUUUUUUGGCCUUACUUAUACUGACAAUAUUUCUGCCGAUGUGAUAUUGUGAUAAGCGAUGCCGACAAAGGCAAAAUGGGUGCGAUAAUUCAAAUCUUUUUUAGUCGUACCUGACUGGUACUCCAAUGAUUAUUGCGGCGUACUUGAGUACAUAAUGUACAGGUUUCCGAAAGAUAUUCAUUCAGAAACCUAAAUCUAUUACAGCUGUAGUAGCUAUAGAUACACAAACACUACGAUCGACUCUAUUAACAUUCCUUAGUCCUGUCUCAUCAUAUCAUUCCAAUCACGUUUAAUACCAAGAUAUGCUAGACUUGCACAAAUUCCAACUACAGUAAAUUAUGGUUUUGAAUAACUCGUUCUUGGAAAGGUCAGAUGGUAGAAGUAAAAAGCUAAGUACGCUGAUAACAAGAGAACCAUGUACAGUAACUACAUAGUACGUGACUGAAGUACCAGACCAUAAUAUUGCAUAAUAAAAGACAGAAGUACCAGACCAUAAUAUUGGCGUACCUCUAGUACGUAAGUAAGCGAAUUAUGGCACCCUGCCAGUGGAAAACCUGCUUAAUUAUGUUAACCUGGACGUUUUAAUCAACCCUUCUUUUGAAAGCUAAUUGGCACAGUACAGUAAUAUAGGCGCUGCCAAUACUAAGCUUUCGUUGAUAAAUACACGUAAGGAUGCGACUAACUGAAAAAUACAGAGUGACAGGCAGCUGCAUCCCUACCAAGCUCGUUAUUAUUGCCAUUACAGUACCUAUACUGGCACAGACCGCUGCCAAUACUGGCAGAGUUUUUUUUUCUAGAACUAAGACAAAACGUAUUAUUAUACAUUUAAUAUGUAUUCUCGUUUCUAAUUGGUCAGAAAGCACCGGCUAAUUUUCAGUAAUCGGCAUUUAUUACGUAUUUUCCGCCGAUGACGUCAUCGGCGUCCAAUAAUUGUUUUUUUGGAUCGAACUUGCAUCCAAAAAAAAAAUUAUUGGACUCUCUCGUGCCCAAACCCUUGCGCGGCCAAAAGCUUGAACCUAUAAGCGCGGGAAAACAAACAAACAAUGGCCGACAGCAGAUUUGCUUCGCUGAAUGAAAGUGAACUCUCCAAAUUAUUGGCAGAUAAGGAUAGUGAAAGCACGAAAAAAGCCGCAAAGGGGUAAAUAGAAGUAGAAAUAUAAUAUUUAGCUGACCUUUGACUUUGUGCAAGGUGUUUGAUAUUCAAAUUGUACUUUUCCUACCUCAUGAACAGGAAUCGUUUUAUACGUUUCUCAUGUCUUUAAAUGUAUAAUAAAACAAUUAUUGGAUUCGGCUUUCGCACGAUAUCAAGAAUUAUUCAGACCUCGGUCUAUGUUAUCCGCCUCAGCUUCGCUUCGGCAGAUAACAUUAACCUCGGUCUGAAUAAUUCUUGAUAUCAUGCUCAGCCUCAUCCAAUAAUUGCUUAUUAUUUUUGCAGGUGAGUUUAUCAUUGGCCGUGUCAUUCGUGCUAUGCAAGCCAGUUGGCAUCCUGAAUGUUUCCGCUGUGAAAUUUGUAACGAUGGUCUUGCUGAAAGUGGCUUUAUUAAGAACGCUGGGCGGUAAGGGCGAGUUUUCUAAUGUGGGGUUCAUUUCAUUUUGGGGUUCAGUGUAUAGGGUCAUAAUGGUUUACAGGUGUAUCUGUAAAAAUCUCACGGCUUGUCAACACUGCAACACUGUGUUCGCACUGCUUUUUCCCAGUUGUUGACAGAUCUGGAUCAAGUUUUUCUAACAAGCAUGAUAUCGUCUUUACGUAACAAGUUCUUAACUACUUGAAGACAACAAGCUUGUGGCAACUUGUUACGAACAGCCUGUGCUAGUCUGUUACCAUCAUCAACUUUGUAAGAAGGUGAUAACAACUUGUUCCAGAUUUAUCACAGCUGGAAACAAGCUGUUGGAACACAUACUGUACUGAUGCACUCCGUCUUAGGACGAGGCGCCUUGUCACAAACUGCGCAGCAAUAAAGGAUGACAAGAAGUAAACGAGUUCUUUUAGUGAAGUAACUAGUAUUUAUACCUGUAUGAAUAAUUGUGCCAUCCUGAUACUCACAAUCUUCACCGCCGCGGUGUGGGUGGGGUAGCAGAGUAGUACUGUGUUAAUAGUGAGUUUACGAUCUACGACGCGGUCAGCUCGACGACGUCGCGCCAAUUUAUGCUUGAAAUAAGCCACUGGAAUUUAACUAUUAAUAGUGCUUUAAUUGUCUAAGGCAUGUUUUAAUAAUCUCAAAAAUGUUUAAAUUGACCUAAAAUACUCCGAUGUUUAGCUGAUGUUGCCAUUCUAUAAACGUUAUAAAACAGCUCCCAUUUCGCAACGAGCUUUGAUAUCGGUCGGAGGACGUGAAAAUUACUCGUUUGACGGUGUCCUAAGAAUGGCAACGCUGUUGACGAAACGUUUGAGACUACAAACUAUACAUCCCUUUUGUCUUGCAUGACGUAUUUCUUUGUUUUGCAAGCGCGUCGUCGAGCUGACCGCGUCGUGAAUCGUUAACUCUCUAUUACUUCCUUAACUCCUUUGCUUGUUGCCGUUUAUUUUCACUGUGCGGUUUUCCACCCAAACAUGGCGGACAAACCCUGUCGCUUGGCACGAGAAAAGCUAAUAUAAGAGAGGUUUAGUAAAGACGACGCGACGUCAAAGACGACGUGAAAUUGGCGUAAAAAUGGCGUGAUGUGCCCAUCUAUGGAUCUGCCCACGCCAUUUUUUCGCUAUUUUCACGUCGUCUUUGACCUCGCGUCGUCUUUGCUAAACCUCUCUAAUUGCACUCCGACACCGACACCUGUUUUGUUCAAUAUUUUCUUGAACCCUUUUCAUGUUUGUGUAUCUUUGUAUCAUUGGUGUUUAUUAUGUUUGUUUGUCUUCACCAGAGCUCUGUGCAAAAAGUGCAACGCGGAUGAGAAGACUAAACGUAAGACAUAGUUUUGUGAUUAUUAUUGUUAUACUAACUGUAAUCGUAUUUGUUUACCUGCUAGUAGUUUUAAGGCUGAUAUAUAUUUUCUGACAUGCACAAGCGACGUUUGCACUGGUAUGGUCACACAUACUGUAUAUGUCGCUGAUCCGCAACAAUGUUCUUCCAAAACUGAAAUGGCUAUGAGAUUAGGGUCGCCGAAAGGGGGGGGGGGGAUUUCCCCGGGCCCCCACCUUAAUAGGGCCCAAAUUGAGUAGGUUCUAAAAUUGAGUAGCCUAAAAUUGAGUAAGAUCUUUAAAUUGAUCAGAGCAUUUUCGAAAUUUAGGGCCCCUUACAGUGGGUGACUGACUUGGGUCUACCUUAAAAAUAAUGAUGUCAUGGGGCCCCCAGAGAAGAUUUGCCCUAGAUUACCAUGUGAAAACAGAGUUACGAAUAACAAAUUGUCAUUAAAAAAUCCCAGUUUGUAGGCCAAAAAAUUAGCGCCUUGUAUAAUUACAAAUGAGAAUCUCGUAUCCUAUACACAUUGGGAAUCGCACUCGGCCAACACAAUGGGAAUCCAGUUCGGCAAGGGAUACAUGGAUUCAAUAUUACUGUUAUUUAGUAACAGUUCAAAAUAUCUUUCAUCACAUUACAAUUGUAAGUCAAAAUUGAAAUUUGAGAAUAAUUCUAGGCCAGAAAAAAUCUUAAUUCACACCCUGGAAAGCAGUAGUACUUGGAAUGGGAAAAUUUAUAAAGCGGUAUAGUUGGAAGUCCUGGAUUAGUUGACAUUAGGGCCAUUUAUACGAGCAAAAAUGAGCCGCGGCCUAAAUAAGCCGCGGCUUAAAUAAGUCGCGAACGAUUCGUAUAAACAGUCAAUUUGCAAUAAGCCGCGGCUAAAAUAAGCCCAGAGUUGAAAGCUAGGCCUAAAUAAGCCGCGGCUUAUUGGAAAUUGACUGUUUAUACGAGUUGUUCGCGACUUAUUUAAGCCGCGGCUUAUUUAGGCCGCGACUUAUUUUCGCUCGUAUAAAUGGCCCUAUUGACUUGAUGCAGUAUUAUUAAUAGACUAGAAAGUAUUUUAUAAUUAUAAUACUGAAAUUAGUUUGAUUUGUUUGUUUAGGCACUGGACGAUAUGUGUGUAGAAAAUGCCAGUAAGUACUACUGUAUUAUCACUACUAUAAAACUGCUUACAAUAGAUGGUUUUAUUUUAUGUUAUAUACUGUACUGUAGUGUAGUGUAGUGUACUGUACUGUACUGUACUGUACUGAUAUUAAUCUGACACUGCAAUCGAGCAACGAAAAAUUCGUUGGCUCGAGCGGGAUUUGAACUCGCAUCUUCGGGUACCUAGACCGCCGCUCUACCUAUUGAGCUAUCGAGUCAACAGGGAUUGUCCAAUUUAAGUGCACCAAAUAUUUUCGUGACGACUUAACGCUUGUCUUAGAGGGCGCGCAGUGUUUCAAUUCUAUUUCAGAACCAUCCUCAGAGAUACGAAAAACUAGUUUCAUAUUUUCAUUUUUACAAUACCAGCCAGCCUAUAGUCGUAUAAACUCCCUCUAUUUUUUCCUUCGACAUUUAAUUUUGACGCAUGCACGGGUUAGGUUCCAGUCCCAUCCGACCCAGAGUAUUCGCGAAUAACCAAACUGGUACAGUAUAACAUUGUCAGAGGAAAGGCCUUUCAUCUCUGACUUCGUGGGUACGAUUCUCGCUAUGUGGAAAGAGUCAGUCAACGUUCUGCUGAAACUCGUCGGUUUCUCCGGGUGCUUCGGUGCUCUCCCACAGGGAAAGGUGACAGGGUGGCUUAGGAUAAACACAGUUAAGAAAGUAAUAUCACAAUUGUUAUAAAGAUAAAUUGCCUAGGCUCAGUAUCUGUAUGUAAUUAGGAAAGCGUAAUACUUGUUGUGAAGCGCAUUUGAUCAUAUAUAUCCACAUGUCAGUUUGCAUGCGCUAUAGAAAUGUUAACCAUAAGAACAUUCUUGUACUCUGUCAAAAUAAGUCAAAUUCUUCGUUUUUUUCGUAAUAAUUCUGUUUCUCCACCCAGCUUUGAGAAAGCGCUAUGAAUUUACAAGCAUGUGCAUUAGAAACCUAUUGCAAGUUUUCUUGUACUUCCCAGUUGCUAUUUUUAGAGACUCGACUUGCGUCCAAUACGAAAAAUGACUCGACUCCAGUCAACAGCCCCAAAUGACUCGACUCGCUAUUUGCCGUAAAUGACUCGAUUCAACUCGGCUACAACGUUACGUGUACAGAAUAAAUUUGUCAAAAUUAUUGUGAUUGUAUUGCAUGGGAAGAACAAUGAGUACUGUGAACAAUGAGAAUUUCGAAACUUUAUCAGAAAAUAUAUGGAGAUUUGCAUAGAAUAUAUCGCUGACGGGCAUGCCUAUUACAUUUCUGUUUUUAGAAACAACGCUAGUGCCACCGUUUUUAAAACGGAGUCUCAAAAUUUUGUGUACUCAUACUAAUUUUGACCGGCUCUUUUCAUUUUUGAUAUUUAUGAAGUGCUAUUAAUCCGUGAUUAGAGUAAUUAAAUAAGUAAUUAUGAAGUAAUUAUUUAUCCGUGAUUAAUUAAAGUCUAUUCUUUGUUGAUUCUGACUCCGGUUGCUAUGUGGUCGUACUUAAUAUUGACUAGAACUGUGAUAUUGAUACAGCCUAGCUGGCCAGAUACUGUUAUUAAAUGACUAAAGUAAUUGGCUUAAACGGUAAAUUUGAUUACUAAUUUCAGACUGCAAGCUAGGGUCGCGAGCCAUUAAAGAAAGCGUGGGGUGGACUUGAUCAAAUUCCCUGACUCAUGUCAAGUUUAGCUAUUGACUCGACUCGACUUAAACCAGUGACUCGACUUGACUCGAGUGAAGCCGCUGACUCGACUCGACUCAAGUGAAGCCACUGACUCGACUCGAUCAGAAACUGAAAUGACUUCGACUCGUGACUCGACGUUUGAGUGACUCAACUCGACUCGUGACUCGACCUGUAGGUGACUCGUUACAACACUGGUUACUACUUCCUGUUCCGUGUAUCCCAGGGUCUACGAAAUUCGCACGCGUCUCCUAGGCUCUGGAGAUGAGGAUGUUUGCAUAUACUGUACUGUGUGUUUGCAUGACAACACCUGCACUAUUCGAGGGACUGUAAAUAUAUUGUCUUCACGAAGCUCUGGCAGAUUAGAUUAAGGAAAUUACGAUGGGAUGAAGUUUGCUAGUUUUACUGAACUUCUUCAGUGUCAUAAAGAAGAUGCAGUAAAAUUGCCAACUUUGAGCAAUUUUUCUGUAUCUAUUUUAGCAGUCAUUUCCCCUCCAUUUUUCCACAGCAUGCUGUGACUAAGAGGAUUGUAAACUCUUACAGUAUAUAUGCAUGUUAUAGUUGCUCCAGUGUGCAUGACGUAGUUUAUGUGUAUAUACAGUAUAAAUGUUCACUAGUACAGUAUAUAGUACUGAUGAUUACUUGGAAGUGUCCCUGAUAAUUCAUUGAUUCCCUGAUUGUAUAGGCAAUUUGGGAAAAACAUGCACGAGUAAGUUUUUCAAAGACGAUAAAAGUGUUUGCGUAGGUCACAUGCGAAAUAGUUAAUUUUAACAUAAAUAAUUUUAAUAGAAAAUCUACUAAAUACGCCAGCCAUUUUUGUCACUUGUAAAUGUUUGGAUUUUUUGUAUUAUUUUCCGCUAGAAAUGCCUGUAUCUUAUACUAGAUGAAAUUUGCAUUGCAUUUCAUUUCAUUUCUUGGCGCUGUAUUUCAUUGUAUGCACUUAUUUCGAAAGAAAUGCAAUCUUAGCCAAUCAGAAUUGAGAAAUUUUUGCAUGUACAUUAUUUAGUAGCGCUUAGAACAAAGUAGCUAUAGACAGUAACUAGAGUUUGCUAUUCCAUCAAUCUUUGUUAUUCUUUCAACUUUUAAUAUUCAGUCAAGACUAAAAUGAUAAAAAUAGUGGAGUAGAUAUUCUACUGUAAAAAAUAUCCGUGGAAGUCCUAUACGCUCAGUACGACGUUCUGUACAGCGUUAUUUGACUCUUCCUGUACUUAAGUGAGUUCAUUGGUGCAACUCGGCAAACUAGUACUUCAAUCAGAUGUACUAAUUUGACUCGUGCUUUCUUUUCUUUUUAAGCACGUAUAUCCCAGAAGGAGAGCAUAUCAUGUAUAUGGGGGAACCAGUGCAUCCAUGGCAUUACAGCUGCUAUUCCUGUGGG